CUCUCAUUUAAAUCUUAUUGAAAUCGGUAACAAAGACGGUAAUAACACAAGUAUCUUUCGAUUGGGAACGAACCUGUCCUACUUAUUUUGGAGGAUUAUUUAGCCGUCGAAUACUUGAAACAUUUUCCAAAUAUUAGAGCUGUUGACAGAUUUUUACAUAAUUGUGUAAUACUGAAGUGACCGAGGAGGUAGUUCCUUUGCGAUCGCACGUUUUAUCGAAGGUCGGUCGUCGGAUUGACUUGAGGAUUCUUCAGAGUCCGAGAUCUUGUAAACACUGACGAUUCUGCCAUGUAUCAAUGCAAGGCAACGAGACUUGUUUUUCUUUGCUGUUUUAUUGUCAGGGCUGUUUUCAGUGCAGUUGUGGUAACAUUGCAGCCCAUUGACUACUACAAUGGUGGCCAUAAGGAUUAUGAUGGUGUAUGCUGCGACAACCUAGGUAGUUGGUGGUGUUUCAAUGAAUGCGAGAACUGGUUUCAAUUCUGUAUUACUACAUUUCCUGUCAAAGAUUGGAGCAAGUGUCAAGUGUUCAAAGUCACAUAUGUUCUCGGUGAUGACGAUUUCACUUUUCCUGGAUACGGUCACAAGCUUGGCUCCAAUUUCUACAAUCCAAUAAGGUGGACGGCUGUCGACCGUUGGCAGGGUGCAUUUGGUUUGUUGGCUAAUGUUUGGGAUGAUGAUCAUAAUAAUUUUCUUGGUAUUGGUAGCGCGGAUGAAAAGAUCGACGUUUAUCGCAUGAAUGUGUAUAUAAGUGCGGGGCGGGACGAAAACAACGCAGUUUCAAAGCGCUUCUACGCAACCGGGCGACGUUCAAGCCUUGGUUUUCUUGCUAGGGCUUGGUGCGCCACGAAUUACUACGGCCCAGAUUGUUUUACAUACUGUGUUGCAAAGGACGACUCAUCUGGACAUUAUACAUGUGACCCAGCUUCUGGCAGUAAACAGUGCAAUACGGGGUGGAAAGGGAGCAACUGUCAUUUGCCCAUUUGCCUGUCUGGUUGUGAUCUGUCCCAUGGAUCAUGCAAUUUACCAAAUCAGUGCAAUUGUGUCAGCGGCUGGACUGGAGUAUUCUGUAAUAAAUGCAUUAAAAAGACCGGUUGCGUAAACGGGUAUUGUGUUUCUGGUCAUGAUUGUGUCUGCAACAGCGGAUGGACUGGUGAGAACUGCGACAAGGACCUGAACAGCUGCCGAAGCGGCCCUUGUAGAAAUGGUGGGACGUGUUCCAACACAGGAACAGAUGCUUUCAGCUGUGCUUGUGUUCCUGGUUACACUGGAACCUUGUGUGAAACUGAAAUCAACAUGUGUGCCCCUGACCCCUGCCUAAAUGGUGCUACCUGCGUAAACAGAAGAACCGAUUACUACUGCUCUUGUCUUCCUGGAUAUAAUGGCAAAAACUGUCAAACAGAUAUCAACGAAUGUGCAUCUAACCCCUGUAAAAACGGUGGAACUUGUGAGGAUCAAGUAAACGACUUCAAAUGCCGUUGUCUGGCUGGAUAUACUGGUAAAGACUGCAGUGUUGAUAUAAAUGAAUGUAGCAGCAACCCUUGCCAAAAUGGAGGUCAAUGCCUCGAUGGAAUAAAUUCCUACACAUGUCAAUGCAGAGCUGGGUUCACUGGAAGUAGCUGCCAAGUUAAUGUCGACGAUUGCAGUCCAAACCCCUGUAAAAAUGGAGGAACAUGCACAGAUGGCGUGAAUACCUUUACUUGCCAAUGCCCGUCCGGAUUCCAUGGGAAAACAUGUCAUAAUGGAACCAACGAAUGUGACCCAAACCCUUGCCAAAAUGGCGGCUCCUGUGCAGAUAUUCACCUUGACUACAAUUGCACGUGUAUAGCUGGGUACACCGGCAAGAGUUGCCAAACUGAUAUAAACGAAUGCCUGGCGGGAAUAUGCAACAAUGGAACAUGCACAGACAAAGUCAAUGCGUACACGUGCACAUGCUACCCAGGAUUCACUGGCAACAACUGCCAAACAAACAUCAACGAAUGCGCUCCAAAACCUUGCCAGAAUGGUGGCACCUGUAUCGAUGGCAUCAAUAGUUUUUCUUGCCAGUGUCCUCCUGGCUACACUGGUGCCCACUGUGAGACAAACAUUAAUGAAUGCAGCUCCAACCCAUGCAUUAAAGGAAACUGUAUCGAUGGUAUUGCAAACUAUACAUGUAACUGUAGCAUGGGAUACCAAGGGCGGAACUGCCAAGAACGAAUCAACUAUUGUUUGUCUUCGCCUUGCAAUAAUUCAGGCAGAUGUGUGAAUGAACUCGCUGGUUUCAAAUGCGUUUGUGCAGUGGGAUACACAGGAAGAACAUGUGAUGUGAAUAUCAACGACUGUUCGCCAAACCCUUGCAAUGCCACUGGUACUAAGAUGUGUGUUGAUGGAAUAAACAGCUACAAAUGCGAUUGCUUGAAAGGUUACACUGGAAAGUUUUGCGAAGUUGACGUUGAUGAUUGUGACCCUGGUAACAUUGACAAUGUGAUCGAAGGAGAGGGUGCAGUCACCGAAUUUGGCUAUUGUGGAAAACACGGCAAAUGUAUUGACGGCAUUAAUUCAUAUAACUGCAGUUGUGACAAAGGCUGGACGGGCAAGAAGUGUGAAAAAGAUAUUAACGAGUGUUUACCAGACCCUUGCCAAAAUGGAGGGAAGUGCUUUCAGACGUACAAUGCGGACUAUGUUUGUGAAUGCCCAAAGGGAUUCACUGGCAAAAACUGCUCCAUAAACAUCGAUGACUGUGUUAAUCAUCGUUGCUGCAAUGGGUCGAAAUGCAUCGAUGGAAUUAACAGCUAUAGUUGUCAGUGUGCUCCGGGGAAAAAGGGAAUCGACUGUUGUUCAACUACAUCUUGGUGCGCAAACAAUAAUACUUGUGUAAAUCAGAAGGGACGUUGCAUCGAUCUUGGCACAGAUUUCCGUUGUAACUGCUCAGUAGGAUACACUGGCAAACGAUGCGAGACUGAGCUCGACUUGUGCCUCAGCAGUCCUUGCAGUAACUCCUCCACGUGUAUAUCCAUUCUUGGUGGCUACAGAUGUCUGUGUGACUUUGGAAAAACUGGAAAGAACUGUGACGUCAACAUAGAUGACUGCUUCAACAAUACAUGUAAAAACGGGGCAACCUGUGUAGAUGGAAUUGGCAAAUUUACGUGUACAUGCCCACCUGGUGGUAGAUAUACCGGCCCAUUUUGUGAAGAUAUUGAUGAGUGUGGAGAGGGGAAAUGCAAAGAGCCAAAUCAGAGGUGUAUCAACACACCCGGAAGUUACCGAUGCGUAUGCAGAACAGGGUACACUGGUGCAAAGUGCGAGACAAAUUUGGAUAAUUGCAAUCCGAAUCCCUGCGAUGCUGAACGAUCGACAAGUUGUAUUGACUUGGUAAAUGACUUUGAGUGCACAUGCUUGAAAGGAUGGGAAGGAAGGAAUUGCACGACAAGAAAAUCUGGUGAAGAUCCUUGUGGAUGCAAAAAUGGUGUUUGUUUGUUGCGUAAUGGGUUUGAAACAUGUGUUUGUAAGCAAGGAUUUAGAGGGUCGAAAUGCGAAAUAGAUAUAAAGAAAGAAGCAGAGGAGAAGAAAUUGAACGCACAGAAGCAAGAAAAAGAUGAAGAUAAAAAGAAGUUAAAUAUCACACUUGGGGUUGUUGGGGGCGUUAUCGGUGCAAUUGUUGGAGUAGCAGCUGUGCUGAUUGUAAUGAAAUGCAGGCAGAGGAAAACACGGCUACCAGAGAAGACUGUCGGGUACUCGAACAUGGACGGGGAGCAGGUGGAUUUUAAAGGAGGCGACAUGAUGUAUAAGAAUCCAACGUACAGCUUGGGAAGGGCCAAUCUCGGUUUGGAUGACGAUAACAAUUUAAUUGUCAGUGAUGGUGUGGUCUCUGUUCUGCUAAAACGUUACUACAAUGGACACCAUACAUUCACAAAUGGUACAUAUUGCGAUGGCAUUGGCAAUGCAAAGAUGUUAAGCGAAUGCGAUAAUUGGUUCAAAAUAUGUUUGAAAACCUACACGUCAUCUUUUGAAUCAAAAGCCUGCGAUUACAUCGGGCAUACAUUUGUUUUGGGGGGAGAUGAUUUUGCGUUCCCGGCUGGUGGAUCUUCCAUUGGUAUUAAUGUAACAAAUCCGCUGAUUUUCCAGUUCAAAGGCAAAUGGCCGGGUGCUUUGGUAGUUGACAUCAAAACCUGGGACGAUGACUCUGGUGCUCCUAUUGGGUCUCCAGGUGGUAGCUACUCGUAUCUAAUAUCAAAGUUCAUAUCGCCCAUAUCACUGUAUAUUGCACCAAGCAAGGAACAGUUAACUUAUUUUCACAUCAAGGAUGGAUUCCUUCAAACCCAAGUGUCUUACAUAUUAGCAACGUUCAGUGCCUGGUGCGCACCAAAUUUCUAUGGAUGGAGCUGCGAUGUGUACUGCAAAGAGGAUCCGUCCAUCGGGCAUUAUACCUGUGACAAAAAAACAGGGACAAAGACUUGCAAGUCUGGUUGGAAAGGAUCUAUGUGCCACGAAGCUAUCUGCCAGCUAGGAUGUGACCUGUCACAUGCAAAUUGCUCCGAGCCUUGGAAAUGCGACUGUUACCAGGGCUGGGGUGGUGCGAAUUGUGAUCAAUGUGUUUCAAAGACUGGCUGUGCAAAUGGAAAAUGUGUUAGUGGAGAUGACUGUGUCUGCAACACCAAAUGGGCAGGAGAACUUUGUGAUAAAGACCUCAAUUCCUGUAGAAGUGGACCUUGUGUGAAUGGCGGUACAUGCAACAAUAUUUUGUCUUUGUAUUCUUUCAACUGCACCUGCAUCCCAGGGUUCACUGGUCGCACAUGUGAAACAGAGGUCAAUAUGUGCCAGCCAGACCCGUGUCGCAAUGGUGCUCAAUGCAUCAACAAGAGAACGGAUUUCUACUGUUCUUGUCCAGCUGGUUUUACAGGGAAGUCCUGUCAAAUAAAUAUAGAUGAUUGUCAACCUAAUCCUUGUUCCAAUAGCCAUAACUGUACGGAUCUAGUAAAUGAUUACAGAUGCAACUGUUAUGGUGGCUGGACGGGUAAAAAAUGCGAGGUUAACAUCGACGAAUGCAGCAGCUCGCCUUGCCAGAACGCUGCCCAGUGCGUUGAUGGCUUGAAUAUGUAUACAUGUCAGUGUCGUGACGGAUUCACAGGGCGACAUUGCGAGACAAAUAUCAAUGACUGCUUGCCUAGCUCAUGUUUAAAUGGUGGCAUAUGCAUUGAUGGCAUCAAUGGAUUUUCUUGCAACUGCACAAAAGGAUUUCUUGGCAAGACUUGUCACAACGGUACCAACGAAUGCUUGCCUGAUCCUUGCAAAAAUGGUGCAAACUGUACGGAUCUGCAUUUGGACUACAAAUGCUCUUGCAAACCUGGUUACACUGGGAAAGAUUGCCAAAUCGAUAUAAACGAGUGUUUGUCAAACCCUUGCAACAAUGGAAGCUGCACAGACCAAAUUAAUCGUUACACUUGCUCAUGUCUUCCUGGCUUCACCUCUCUACACUGUGAAGUGAACAUCAACGAAUGUUUGUCAACUCCAUGCUUGAAUAGUGGCUCUUGUAUUGAUGGAAUAAACGGCUAUAUAUGCCAAUGCCUUCCUGGGUACACCGGUGUUAAUUGCCAAACAGAUAUCAACGAAUGCAGCUCGGCUCCCUGUUUCAAUGGUGGUUUGUGCAUUGACAAAGUUGCCAACUACUCAUGCAACUGCAGUCAAGGCUACGAGGGAAGGAAUUGCCAAAAAAGAAUCGACUUUUGUGCCAGUAAUCCAUGCAAAAACUCUGUGACUUGCAUUAGUGGGCUUGAUGGUUUUAGAUGUGUUUGUAGAGAAGGUUUUACUUCGAAGACAUGUGAAGUAAAUAUUAACGAAUGUGCCUCAAAUCCUUGCAACGUUACUGGUACCGUGCAAUGUCUAGACCAAAUCGCCGAUUACAAAUGUGAUUGCAAAAAGGGAUUCAAAGGAAAGCACUGUGAAAUAGAUAUCGAUGACUGUGAUCCUGGAAAUUUUGAAAAUGCUAUUGAGGGUGUUGGAGUUGUAACUGAAUUCGGUUAUUGUGGCAGAAACGGUGAAUGCAUUGAUGGCAUUGCCUCGUAUAACUGCAGCUGCAAUAAGGGAUGGACUGGGAAGGCUUGUGAAGUUGACAUCAAUGAGUGUGGAUCUAUGCCCUGCAAAAAUGGAGGAGAGUGUUUCCAGACAAUCGAUGCGGAUUUUAGGUGCACUUGUAGAAGUGGAUUCACAGGCAAAGAUUGCUCAGCAAAUAUAGACGACUGUAUUGGCAACCUUUGCUGCCAUGGAUCAACUUGCCAGGAUGGCUUAAACUCAUACACGUGCGUUUGCCCAAUGGGCAAAAAAGGGAUCUAUUGCUGCUCAAAUUCCUCGUGGUGCGAAAACCCUUCAACGUGCUUCAACGGUGGUAUUUGCAGGGAUCUUGGAAGUAACUUUACUUGCAAUUGCAGUAAAGGAUUCGAAGGAACAAGAUGUGAAAAAGAGAUUAACGAGUGCCAGAGUAGCCCGUGUCGAAAUGGCUCAACCUGUUUGCCCUUAAGAGGUGGAUUUAGAUGUAUUUGUCAACCGGGAUUCACCGGCAAGCAGUGUGAUAUAAAUAUAAAUGACUGUGCUUAUCAUAAAUGCCUAAAUGGAGCAACCUGUUUAGACCUGGUUGGCUCAUACUCCUGCGUUUGUCCUUCCACCACUGGUUUUCAAGGGAAAUAUUGUCAAGAUAUAGAUGAGUGUACGACAGUAUUUUGCGGAACAGGUAAAAGGUGUAUCAACACUAUCGGAAGUUAUACUUGCUCUUGUCCAGUGGGAUUUACUGGUGUCACAUGUCAGACAAAUAUUGAUGAUUGUUCGCCAAACAAUUGUGAUUCAGAGCGAUCAUAUCGAUGUGCAGACAAAACCAAUGGCUAUGACUGUAUCUGUUUGCCUGGAUGGACCGGCGUUCAUUGCAAAAAACAGGUAAAUGUUUCCAGACCUUGUGGCUGUGAGCAUGGUGUCUGCUUGCUUAAAGAUGGUCUUGAAACCUGUCAGUGCUAUCCAGGCUUUGAAGGUUCUAAAUGCACGGUUGACAUUGAAAAGCAAAAGCAAAAGUCAAACGUGAAAAGUACAGACAAUGACAGUGAAAAGAAGAAGUUGGCUCUUUCUCUAGGAAUUAUUUUUGGACUGUUAACCAUCAUUACAAUAAUCGCAACUGUUCAUUUGAUGCGCGUCAAAAGGCGAAAGAAGACGAUUAGAAAUCAGCUGUCUAAAAAAACCUCUGAGGCUGUUUCUUAUUCAAAUGCCAGCACCGAGCAAAUCGUGUUUGGGGAAGGUACGACCAUGUUUCAUAAUCCUGCAUACGUAAAAAGCGAAAGCAAUUUUGGCGUAGAAUUAGAAGACUGACAUACCUAUCUCUAUGGACAAUCUGAAUUCAGUUGAUUUUUCCAGAAUUAUUGAGCACCAGCCAACCCUGUUGCAUCGAAAGCAAAAUGGAAUUAUGAGAGUACAAAGUGUUGUUAAAAAGUUGCAAUGAACCCUCGCUUCAUUUUUCCAAAAAAAAUUUUUGGCAAUAAUGGCAUCUCACGGAAUUCAUUGUUCGUUGUUUCUGAUGAAAGUAGUUUUUCUUAAACAGCUAAUCCAUUCAUAUAAAUUUCACGAUUUUGUUGUGAGCUGCUAGA
Rhopilema esculentum is the source of this 7598-nucleotide messenger RNA. The record is from RefSeq and is a predicted model, not a curated record. NCBI's taxonomy places the organism in Eukaryota, Metazoa, Cnidaria, Scyphozoa, Rhizostomeae, Rhizostomatidae.